Colletotrichum orchidophilum is the source of this 1701-nucleotide messenger RNA. RefSeq lists its product as uncharacterized. Lineage: Eukaryota; Fungi; Ascomycota; Sordariomycetes; Glomerellales; Glomerellaceae. Bases 1 to 1701 code for a protein of 566 amino acids. The transcript has 6 exons. The record is from RefSeq and is a predicted model, not a curated record.
AUGGACGUGGGCAUGGCCCACGGCGCAGAUGAGCCGAAGUCCGACUCCAACAGCUAUCCGCCCACGUACUUUGCGCUCGCCGACCAUGCUGGCUUAAUGUACGCGCACAUUGGAGUCAUGGUGCUCGCCUGGAUGUUUGUUCUGCCCGUUGCUGUCAUGCUUUCCAUCGCCCGCUCCAGAUAUACACUCGCGCUCCAAUUUUUUUUCCUGGCCGUCAAUGGGCUCGGGGUUCUCCUAGGAACAAUCUACAACGCCAAUACACCCGAUCUCUACCCCAAUAAUGCGCACCACAAACUGGGUUGGCUGGUGACCUGGGUCCUUUUGGCACAGGUCCUGGUCGGGCUGCUAGGAAGAGUUGCCGGCGCUCUGAGGUACAACAACCACGAAACGAACGGCAAGGACGAAUACCAAUCAUUCAUUCCCGUCUCUACGGCUGCCAUGGCUGAGCACCACCGCAUCAACAGCUCUCGGUAUGCCAGCGAGUAUCGCCUAUCCAAUGACAGCGGGCACGGCACUGAGCCAUGUACCGAAUCGCUCCGGAGCCAUUCCCGCUCUUCAUCGUCUAACGAGGUCUCCCCGCGCAGCUCCGACGCCUACAUCAAAGACUACGGCGAGGAUGAGGACGGUCUCGAGGAUGGCCUUUCCAUGCCCACGCCAAGCAACAGGAACGACAACAACAGUUCCAACUCCAACUCGAUCCUUGCAAGGGCCGUGGGGAAGAUUUCUUCGCGCGUAUGGAAGGGUCUGUUAUUCGUCUACAACUCAAUCGACAGGAUCGCUCUGCCUCUGGGUUUCAUUACCCUGUGCCUAGGUAUCGUGACGUACGGACGGUUUUUCGAAGGCAACGGCAUCUUCAGUGGUCUGGCGCAUUGGGUCAAGGGCGGCAUUUUCUUCUGGCUUGGUUUGCUGACCCUUGGGCGAUGGACCGGCAGUUUUGGUGAAUUCGGAUGGGCAUGGAACGUUCGGCCGAAGCGUGCCAACGGCACGUGGCGGCCCUCGGCCGAGUUUGUCGAGAGCGCCCUCAUUUUCGUUUACGGGUCGACCAACGUCUUCCUCGAGCAUCUGGGAAACUGGGGAGGAGAAUACAGCGCGCAGGAUCUAGAGCACAUUUCAAUCACCGUGCUCUUCAUUGGCGGCGGACUGGUCGGCAUGCUUAUCGAAUCGAGUCGCGUCCGAGAUCUCUUGAAUACUUCAGUCAUCGAUGCUGCUUCUGUGCAAUACAACGAUGAGGAAGAGCAGAAGAAGGAUUUCCAGCCGCCAAAGCAAUACGAGUUUUCUAUCAACCCCAUCCCGGCGCUCGUCAUCCUUUUGCUGGGUAUCAUGAUGAGCUCGCACACGCAGCACUCGAUGGUUUCGAGCAUGAUUCACAAGCAGUGGGGCAAUCUCCUUACCGGUGCCUCCUUCGCGCGCGGUUUCACAUACGUCAUCAUGUACCUGAAGCCUCCCAAGUCCGUUCUUCCGUCUCGACCUCCCACAGAGCUUCUCGCUGCCUUUGGGUUGAUUUCUGGAGGAAUCAUAUUCAUGGCGAGUGCUAGCGACACCGUCGUGGGCAUGGAACACUACAACCUGGAUGCCAUGUUCAUGUACACCGUGACCAUGGGUCUUGUGGGUGUCUUGAUGGCCUGGGUCAUCAUUGUCUUAGCCAUCAAAGGUUGGGCUGUACGCAAGGAAUCCGGACGCCAGUCUUAUCGGCGUUCUUGA